Molecule: messenger RNA, 703 nt
Organism: Hippocampus comes (tiger tail seahorse)
Lineage: Eukaryota; Metazoa; Chordata; Actinopteri; Syngnathiformes; Syngnathidae
Gene: pop5
Product: POP5 homolog, ribonuclease P/MRP subunit
Exons: 5
Coding region: 103-594 (163 amino acids)
Biological process (GO): tRNA 5'-leader removal
Cellular component (GO): ribonuclease P complex
Molecular function (GO): ribonuclease P RNA binding
Source: RefSeq, a predicted model, not a curated record
CUUGAGUACCAUUAAAGCCCAGCAUGAGGCGCUAACGAAACUGGCAAUGCAAGACGAUUUGUUGACGGAAGUUUGCGUUCAUAGAAGAAGAAAUAAGCAACGAUGGUGAGAGUUAAGUCAAGGUAUUUACUCUGUGAGAUAAACGUGACAGACAGAAACAGUCUUUUGCUCCUGAAUGACAAAGCAAUCGCCGCGGCGGUCAAAGAAGUGGUGGCCCGCAUACACGGCGACUAUGGGGCGGCCAUGUGCAGCCUGAGAUUCUCUGUGAAAUACCUGAAUACUCAAACAGGAAUGGUAUUCCUGCGUUUCCCUAAAAUGAGCUACAAACUGCUGUGGUCAGCAUUACCUUUUAUCACCAGUAUUGAUACCCGUUGGAAGAAAAUACCAUGUUUUCUGAACUGUCUGCAUGUAGGAGGAACAAUCAGAACGUGUCAGAAAUUUCUGAUACGUUACAACACACAGCAGCUCCAUCGAAUGCUCCCGAAUUGUCAAAAUGAAGAAGAAAAGGAAAAGAUUCGCAAAGCUAUUUUAAGUUGCUCCAUAAUACAAGGAGCAUUUGAAGAUGAACGUGAUGAUAAUGAAGAUGAACCCUAAACUGACGAUGUGGACCCCUCCUCCCCCCACCACCAAACCCCAAGUUUCAAUAAUUUCCAACCUAUUUGUGCUGUAUUUUUGUUAAAUAAAUGGAAAAAAAGUUGAUGUG